Molecule: messenger RNA, 1104 nt
Organism: Puccinia graminis f. sp. tritici CRL 75-36-700-3
Lineage: Eukaryota; Fungi; Basidiomycota; Pucciniomycetes; Pucciniales; Pucciniaceae
Exons: 7
Coding region: 1-1104 (367 amino acids)
Source: RefSeq, a predicted model, not a curated record
AUGUCGUCUCUUCGGCCUUGCGGUCGAAUAAAGCAGGCCCAUCUUGAUCCCUUCAGCAGUUUGUUCCUUGAGUCGAUCGGUCAUGGUUCCCUCAGUUUCAAGCUUAUCCUGUCAAUGCCCGAGCCUGAUCAUAUGGCCAUGGCCGUCGAUUCUCCUACCCGCGAUGAUGUUUCUACUACCUUUACUCCUUCCGAUGCUACCCCUAUUUUGAAUCACCCCACGCAUGCAUAUAAUGCUCGCCGCGAGUCCCCGAUCGAAGCAGACGAAGCACUUGCUCCUCGUUCUCCCUUCGAAUCUGUUGCUACCCCCAACACCGCCAUUACUGCCGUCCGUCCUAAUCGUACUGCCAGCAAUGGAGCUCGGCUCGAAGAGAAUGCAGUCAUCGACCCCCCUCGUGAGGCGACUGAUCACACUAAUCCAACCCAUCAAGCGAGUCAUGCUUACCCUGUACGCCAAGCAACCCAGAUGGAAGAGGACGAAGUCCCCAGCUACCCUCCGCCUCCGUAUGUACAUGCGGUUCGUUUUGCGCUAACCAGUCCUUAUACUACCCCGGCUACGGCCGGUCCUCCCCGUUCUAUCGUCGAUCCUGGUCCUCGCCGCGUGUAUUCCACCCCUCGUCAUACUGGUUCUGCCUCGCCGGAUAGCCCAACUCGUCCCAACGUCCGCCGCCGCCUCUUCGUCACCUCUCCUGCGCCUACCAGGGCCGCGCCUCCGGGUGGUUCGCCCGCGCCUCCUACCGAUCCUCCUACAACUCCUCAUCCUUCCCCUGCAGGUGAUCCCUUCGACAUGGAUGCGCGAUUUAGUGCUCAAUUCUUGGCAAUGAGCUUCUACAACACCCUCCUGUCUGUGCACGACGUCCUGGGCGACUUAGCCGACGACCAUCCCCACUUCCUUCGCCACGAGAUCAUGCGCUCUGCUACCAUUAUCGCCGAGGAUUGGUUCAACUAUCAUCGCAUCCACUUGCCUGCCCAGUUUGCCGAGCCUCAUUCCAUGGGUCACCUGGUGGCCGGUAGCGUCCGGUUCACUGUCCGUUGUCUGAAUGCCUUAAUCCUUGAAUGUCCUGAUUUGUACCCCUCCAUUCCUCCUCUCUCCCCAACUAGCUGA